AUAGUUGUAAUUACAUUUGAUAAGGUUGUAAUUUACAACCACCUUAACCUUGUAAUAUGAUUUAAACAUUGAUGAGGAAGAAUGGUUGCAUGAGAAGAGAAGGUAGAGAGAAAGACCGAAUUGUCCUUCCAAGGAGAGUGGUUGCCCUAUAAAAGUGGUGAAGGAGAAGAAUCUCCACCCAAACACAAGGCCAUAAAUCACUCUCCCUCUUUCUCUGCCCUUAAAACCAUUCCUAACUUUCUUUCUUUUUUCUUCCCUUUCUUCAAUGGCAUCAAAGACUGUCUUCACAUCAUCAUCAUCAUCAUCAUCAUCAUCAUCAUCAUCAUCAUCAUCAUCAUCAUCAUCAAGGUCCCAACAUUCCCACCCCAACCAGAUCACGCGCACCUGCUCCUGCUCACCCUCCACGCACCCUGGCUCCUUCCGCUGCACCAAGCACAAGAAGCCACCCCGAGCCAUGGCUCGAUCCUUGCCUCGGACCCCUAACCAUUGGGACCUUUCCAUGGCUGCAAAAGCCAACUCCUUGAAGGCUGUUCUGUUGCAAAUGCUUAGGCCCUCCAGCCACGACCUUCACAAGAGGAAGAGUUUCCAACCAAGGCCAACUAGGUUUUCCCUCAUGAACGCCGACACCGCUGCGGUUGCGGUUAGCUGAUCACAUUGCUCCCGUUUCGGUUUCCUCUGACGGAUAUGUAACAUUUUUAAUGAAGGUUUUGGUCGUCCUGUCGUCUGUGAUUCUGUAAUUUAUGUAACUGUAUAUACCACAUUCUUUAUUCUCUGUUCUCUUUGUAACGGAAGCAAUACUCUACUAGAUUUUCUGUUAUCAACUUGCACAUAAUAAUAUCAUUCUUUUUAUUUUCU
This is a messenger RNA of Vigna angularis (adzuki bean), 855 nucleotides long. RefSeq lists its product as uncharacterized. The coding region runs from base 266 to 649 and encodes 127 amino acids. The record is from RefSeq and is a predicted model, not a curated record. Lineage: Eukaryota; Viridiplantae; Streptophyta; Magnoliopsida; Fabales; Fabaceae. The transcript has a single exon.